This is a messenger RNA of Syzygium oleosum, 2331 nucleotides long. Its product is annotated as U-box domain-containing protein 38-like. The transcript has a single exon. Gene Ontology annotation, molecular function: ubiquitin-protein transferase activity; protein binding. Gene Ontology annotation, biological process: protein ubiquitination. Gene Ontology annotation, cellular component: nucleus; cytoplasm. Bases 256 to 1899 code for a protein of 547 amino acids. NCBI's taxonomy places the organism in Eukaryota, Viridiplantae, Streptophyta, Magnoliopsida, Myrtales, Myrtaceae. The record is from RefSeq and is a predicted model, not a curated record.
UUCUGUUAUACCGGUCAAAGUCAACUCAUGCGCAGUCAUCCUCCCCACUCCUCCCUCUUUCUCUCUCUUUAUAACAGUCGCCGCCGCCGCCGCGUAGAGGGAGAAAAGGCAUAGCGGGCGGACAGAAUCUCCGAACUCCACCACCACACGGCCAUGCCCCAUCUCCCCAUACCCUCAGCUCCGGCCUCCUCUCUCGCCUGAGCUCGUCCCGUCCUCCGCCACCGCCGCCAUCGCCUCCCGCUCCCCGAGCAAGCAAUGGGCGGCGGUAACGGAAGGAAGCACCGGUGGAUCAUCUCCUUCGGCCGCUCCUCCUCCUCCUCCUCCUCCGCCUCCGCCUCCGCCGCCGCCGUCUCGAAGGACCCGCCGCGCGAGUUCCUGUGCCCGGUCACCGGGUCCCUCAUGGCGGACCCCGUCGUCGUCUCGUCGGGCCAGACCUUCGAGCGGGUCUCCGCCCAGGUGUGCAAGGACCUGGGCUUCUCGCCGGCCGUGGACGACGGUUCCAGGCCCGAUUUCACCGCUCUCAUCUCGAACAAAGCCCUCCAGAGGACGAUCCUUAACUGGUGCGACAAAUCGGGGUCCCUGCCCCCGCAGGCGCCGGAUUAUAGCUCCGUCGAGAGGGUCGUGCGGUCCCAAAUCGCCGCCCUGGAUGGGGGAGAGGAGGAGGAGGAGCCGAGGGGCGAGAUCAGGGCUUCGGAGAGGGAGCUGCUGAAGGGAGUCGCGGAGAACCCGCCGGUGAUAUUCUCGCACGCGGUGAGCGAGGUCGGUCCCCGGGUCAACCACUUCUACUCGAGCCCGUCGGAGGAAUCCGUGGUGGUCGCGGCUAGCCCGGAGACUCCAUUGCCGCUGACCACGAGGCCUUCCUGCUUCUCGCCGUGCAGCUCGUCCGAGCUCGUGGAGAGCGAGACCUUGGGCUUGGCUCCUAAUCCGGAAGAGGAGAACUUGUUGGCGAUGCUGGAGAGCUCCGAGCUUUACGACCAAGAGCAGGGCGUGCUCUUGCUGAGGAAGAUCACGAGGACGAAAGAGGAAAGCAGGAUUUCUCUGUGCACGCCGAGGAUGAUCGCCGCGCUCAAGCCGCUCCUAGCCGCACGGCACAACACGAUGCAGGUAAAUGCCGUUGCUUCGCUGGUCAAUUUGUCGCUGGAGAAUGCGAACAAGGUUAAAAUAGUGAGGUCAGGGAUUGUGCCCCUGUUGAUCGAUGUGUUGACGGGAAGUUUCGGCGAAGCGCAAGAGCACGCUGCAGGCGCAUUGUUUAGUUUAGCUUUGGAUGAUGAUAAUAAGAUGGCGAUUGGAGUCUUAGGUGCUUUGCCACCUCUUUUACACGCGCUUAGAUCGGAGAGCGAGCGCAUGAGGCAUGACUCGGCACUUGCUCUGUAUAAUCUGACCCUGGUGCAGAGCAAUAGGAUCAAAUUGGUGAAGCUUAACGCGGUGCCGGCUCUAUUGGCGAUGGUGAAAGCUAAGAACUUGGCCAACCGGGUAUUGCUCAUUCUGUGCAAUCUUGCUGCUUGCGUGGAGGGAAAGUCGGCUAUGCUCGAUGCCAACGCGGUGGGGAUUCUAGUCGAGCUUUUGAGAGGGAAGGAGGUGGAGUCUGAGGCAAGCAGAGAGACUUGCGUUGCAGCACUCUACGCAAUGAGCAACGGGAGUUUGAGGUUUAAAGGGCUGGUGAGGGAUGCAAAGGCAGUGGAGGUCUUGAGGGAGGUCGAGGAGAAGGGGACCGAUCGAGCGAGAGAGAAGGCUAGGAGGUUGAUCGAAAUGAUGAGAGGAACGGAGCAAGGCGAGGAAGAGGAUCCCGACCGGUUGGUGCCCUUGGAAUCGAGCGGAUUUAACAGGACUCGAUACCGAUUCGGCCACUUCGGGCCUGAUGGGAGGAAUUUGUACGGUGCAAACACUACCGAGUUCUAACUGUUCAUUACGUCAGUUCCCUUUCCCAAUUAAGUCUGGUAAAUUAAGUUGCAGUGGACAAAUUCAGCUACAAACUGCAGGUGGAAGGAAGGGAAACUCGUGCUUUUCGUUUCAUUAAAGCUAAGUUACCAUUUUGCGGAGUGAAAAUGGAUGCCUGGCAUUGCGCCGAAGAUACCCUCAAGCAGGGAAUUUCAGUCCAUUGCUGGAAUUUCCAGUUGCUCUGGUUAGGCGAGUUUGUGCAUAUGUAGGUGUGCAUAUUACUUUACUCAGCGAGAGAGUGAGUGAUACUAUUGCUGUGUUGCGUUUCUUCUGCUCCUCUCUUUUGCCUCUUCUUUUGACUCAUUUGUUCUCUGUUCUGUCUUCUGGAUGUUAUACUGAACAUAUCUGAUUUUGGAAGGGCCAUGGGCAAUAAACUACAUUGACUUGUUCUUA